CGCGUCGUCAAAAAUUUGUUCAGUUGAGUGCGCGCCCCGCCAUUUUGGUUCCGUUUCGUAUAUUUUCAGAUGCUCAGCUUCGAGUGUGUUGUUGAUCAUUUUUCAAAUGAACGUGUUUUUUUCGAAAGUACUUUAACGUUCGAAUCGCUGAAGAACAUCUCGUGAUACACAAUGACGAAACAGAAGGAUUGUCAUGGUAUAACAGUGUUGUGAGUGUGUGUGUACGAACGCAUGGACUAUGAUGGACUGUUGAUGCGGCGACCCGCAAGACGUUUACGGUUUAUUUUUUUUUUCGAGCCUUCUCGGACCAACAAGUUUUGUAAAUGUAAAUAGUUAAAAAUCGGUUGAGCAUAUUCGACAAGAUUAAAUAAGAAACAUGUCGGAAAUAGUGUAUCCUCCGGGCUGUAGGCCUAUAAUGGAGGAUCUCGGAGCCGAUGAACUGAUCAGGAGAUUGAAAACACUGGCUCAUACAUUGCAAGCGAUGGGUCAAGACGAGGGUGCCUAUCAGCAAUACAUACCGUUGGCGUUGCACUUGGCAGAGGAUCAAUUCUUGUGCCACGCUUCUAGAGAUGUGCAAUUAUUGAUUGCAUGUUGUAUUGCUGAUGUUCUAAGAGUGUAUGCUCCUGAGGCCCCGUACAAGGACACGGAUCAAGUGAAGACAAUCUUCCUGUUCCUCAUAACACAACUGUCGGGUCUGAAAGAUCCGAAAGAUGCAGCCUUCAAGAGAUACUUUUAUUUGCUUGAGAACUUAGCCUACGUAAAAUCGUUCAACAUGUGUUUCGAGCUGGAAGAUUGCCAGGAGAUUUUCUGCGCGCUGUUCCAUUUGAUGUUCAAGAUAGUUAACGACGAACAUUCGGGUCGCGUCAAGAGUUUCAUGCUGGAUGUACUGUGCCCGCUGAUAACGGAGAGUGAUAUGGUUAGUAACGAAUUGUUGGAUAUUAUCCUGUUGAACAUUGUGGAACCCAACAAGACGCAACGCAAGAACGCUUAUCUGCUUGCGAAGGAGUUGAUUGUUAAAACGUCCGAUACUUUGGAGCCUUACAUACAGGGCUUCUUCAAUCAAGUUCUCAUCAUCGGCAAGGAAGACAAAGCGCUGCAGAUUUGCGGAAAAGUGUACGAUUUGAUGUACGAAUUGAAUCACAUUUGUCCGCAAAUAUUGGUCGCCGUAUUGCCGCAGUUGGAGUGCAAGCUGAAGAGUCCGUUGCAGAACGAACGUCUCGGAGCUGUGGCACUGUUGGCGCGUAUGUUCAGCGAAAAAGAUUCUGAAUUGGCCAGGAAGCACACCGCUCUCUGGAGGGCAUUCCUGGGAAGAUUCAACGACAUCGCAGUGUCGAUACGCAUCAAAUGUGUUCAAUACUCUAUGCACUUUUUACUGAACCAUCCGUAUCUUCGUAAAGAUAUCACGGAAACGCUGAAGAUGCGCCAGCACGACGCAGAGGAGAAUGUCCGAUACGAAGUCGUGAUGGCGAUCGUGACGACGGCGAGACGCGACUUUCAAGUGGUUUCCGAUUCCGAGGAUCUAUUGGAAUUCGUCAAAGAGCGAACACUCGACAAGAAGUUUAAAAUCAGAAAGGAAGCGAUGUCGGGCUUAGCUAUGAUUUAUAGGAAACACUUGAGUGAUCCAGACGUUCCGAAUGCCACGAAGAAAGCUGUAACGUGGAUCAAGGAUAAAAUACUUAAUGGCUACUACAUGGCGGGAAUGGAAGACAGACUGUUGGUAGAAAGAUUACUUAACACCUGUCUCGUUCCGUAUCAAUUGCCUGCCGUCGAAAGGAUGAAGAAGCUCUAUCAUUUGCUUGGCACGGUCGACGAGCACGCGACGAAAGCUUUCAUGGAACUGCAGAAGAAUCAGCUGUGCGUUAGGAAAUUAGUUUUGGAAUGGCUGGACUUGAUAAAGCGCGUUCAAACGCCGGAAUCGCAGAAAGAUUGUAACGCGAAGGUUAACGCUCUGUCGCGAUGCUUACCGGAACCAGUGAAAGCGCACGAGUUUUUGACCAAAUUCAGUAGUCAUCUGCGAAAAGAUUCGGUUCUGCUGGAAUCGAUGGAAACGGUGGCACGACCGUCCGUCUCCUGUCCAGAGUGUUCGGAUGCAACCGCUGCCGUUUUAAAGAAACUCGGACAACCAGUGAUGACUAAUUUAUAUUAUAACACUGUGAAAAUGUUGUUGGAACGUGUCAGCAGCGUGAUGGUGGAUCAUCAGGCCAUCAAGUUACUCGUCGGCUACGUUGACGACUGUCUACGUGGCGGAAAUACAAUUGAAGAAGUUGGAUUGCAUCCGGCCACUGCCGGCGAUCGGGGACUCAAACUUCUGGUGAUGCUGAGUUUCGUGUUUCCAUCGCAUUUUCACCACGAAGACGUUUUAGAGCAACUGAUAGAAAUAGUUCAAUUAGAAGAUGAGAACAUUGCACCGUUGGUUCUCUCGAUCUUCAUAUUCUUGGGAAAAUACAAAUGUCUCUAUGACGAUUUCCCUAAUCUUAUGGAUCAAUUGUCGCCUAUAUGUAAGAGUUUCGCCGAGUAUGGAACACCUAAGCAAGCCAAGGGAGCAAUACGUUGUAUUUUUGUAAAUAUGCCCUUACUUCAUGAAUCCCUAUUCCCAGCCAUACUGGAAACUGCAAAGAUAAACCUGGAAUCGAGCAGUCCUCAUUACCGAACUGCAAUUGUCUCGCUUGGCCACAUCGCAUAUAACAUACCGGAGAAAUGCAAAGUCCAAAUCAAAAAUAUCGUAUCCAGAAAGAUCGUGAAAGAAUUGUUGGUGAAAGACGUGAAGGAAGGUGAAGAGUCGAUGGACCAGGAAACUUGGUGCGCAGAAGAAGAUUUACCAGAGGAAACUCGGUGUAAAAUCGAAGGUCUGAAGGCUAUGGCACGUUGGUUGCUCGGUUUGAAGCAAGACAUUCAAUCCGCGCAGAAGACGUUCAGAAUGUUGAACGCCUUUAUCUUGCAUAAAGGUGAUUUAUUGCAAUCUGGCCGUUUGUCGCCUGCCGAGAUGUCGUGGUUACGUCUGUCGGCCGGAUGCGCGAUGUUGAAGGUGUGCGAGCAGAAGGGUGUCGGUGAUCAAUACACCGCCGAUCAAUUCUACAAUUUGUCCACGCUGAUGGUGGACGAAGUGAAACAAGUUAGAGAACUGUUCGCAGCCAAACUGCACAAAGGUUUGGGUCGCGGUCUACCCAACAAGUGCCUACCUCUAGAUUUCAUGGGAUACUACGCGCUCAGCGGCAAAGAAACCGAUUCCAAAGUGCGAACGACCAUCAAGAACUACAUGAUCGCCGACAUCAACAAGAGGCGAGACUACGUUAAGAGUUUAACGAUGGGCAGCGGUCAGAUGGACAAGGCCAUGAGUCAACUGCCACACAUAUUACCUGAUUACAUGCUAGUAUUUGCGGUGCCAGUUCUUGCUCAUGACCCCGGUCUGUCGAGAUGGGACGAUGUCUCGGAUUUGGUGAAAGCCCGCCAAUGUCUUUGGUUCAUACUGGAGCCGCUCGUGACGAAAAGUGAUUAUUUCAGUUACGGAUUUUACAAAAACCUAAUCGAAAGAAUGAAAAACCAUAAAGACGCUCUCAGACCAGACGACGAUUCGAUCAAUUACAAAAUUUGGGCACUCUGCGAUCUUGCGUCCGGUCUAUUACUUACGAAAACAUCUAAUUACGAUCUGAAAGAUUUCCCAGCCGAGACGCGGAUACCGGCGAUGCAUUUUCAUCCGCAGGCGGACUUUGUAAAUAAUCGGGUGUUCCUGCCGCCCGAACUGCAGUAUCAGCCCAACAAGAAAACGGGAAUAACGCUAGCGAUGAUCAACUCGGAAAGGCCAAAGAAGCCCAAGGGAAAAGCGAAACCGGAACCGUGCGGUCCCCUCGGCACAGACGUUCCCCCUGUCGCUGUCAAUAAAGGAAUUGAUGCCCAGCCGUCGGAGGCGUCGGAGACGAAAAUUCAGUUGCCCGGAUUGGAGGACAUCGAUGAGCCGCCAGCGAAACGGCUGAGAGAACGCAUAAAAGUGGACAUAGACAAGUGACACGCUUCCCUCAUGUACAUAUACGAUAAAUUGAGAGAGAAAACACCAGCAAAAUAAUAAUUAUAAUAAAGAGAAAGAAAGAGAGAGAGUGCGAUC
This is a messenger RNA of Nicrophorus vespilloides, 4099 nucleotides long. It is a transcript of the gene pds5, whose product is annotated as sister chromatid cohesion protein PDS5 homolog B. Lineage: Eukaryota; Metazoa; Arthropoda; Insecta; Coleoptera; Silphidae. The record is from RefSeq and is a predicted model, not a curated record. Bases 377 to 4003 code for a protein of 1208 amino acids. Gene Ontology annotation, biological process: mitotic sister chromatid cohesion; DNA repair. Gene Ontology annotation, cellular component: nucleus; chromatin. The transcript is spliced from 7 exons.